Messenger RNA from Lycium ferocissimum, 1620 nucleotides. RefSeq lists its product as uncharacterized. The transcript is spliced from 5 exons. Lineage: Eukaryota; Viridiplantae; Streptophyta; Magnoliopsida; Solanales; Solanaceae. The record is from RefSeq and is a predicted model, not a curated record. The coding region runs from base 1 to 1620 and encodes 539 amino acids.
AUGGGGGUUAUCAGAAUCAAAAUCGAAAUCAAUGGAGACCUCAGCAGGGGCAAGGUGCAUUCAACAACAACCAAGGGAAACUAUAACAACAAUUAUGGUGGGUCGAACCAAGGGAACUACAACAACAACAACAAUAACUUUGGAAAUAGAAGUUCCAAUCCCUACAUUCCACCAAAAAGGCAGUCAAACGAUCAAGGUAGUUCGAGAGUUGAGACGAUGCUUGAGAAGAUGCGUGAUAUAUCUAGAAGGCAACACCCUCCUAAAAAGGGAGGACUUUCUAGUGAUACUAUUUUGAAUCCGAAGAAUGGGGGAGGCAGUGUAGACCGUGUGUUUGCUAUCAGUACUUGGAGUGGUAAAAUACUCCAAAGUGAUAAAAAGAAGAUUCCUAGUGAAGAGAAAGUUGCUGAUAUUCCAGAAAGUUCGAAGGUGGCUGAUGAAAACAGCAAGCAGACUGUAAAAGGGGAUCUCCGCUAUUUGACUCAGCUUUUCAAAUCUAAACCUCCCUUUCCUCAAAGAUUGGUGAAUAAGAAGGAAGAUGCUAAGUUCGAGAAAUUUUAUGAUCAGCUAAAGCAGUUAUCUCUGAACUUUCCAUUCUUGGAUGUUGUCAAGGAGAUGCCCGGUUUUGCUAAGUACUUGAAAGACCUGCUGACCAAGAAGAAGACGGUGCAACAUGAAAUCGUGAGUUUGACUCACAUUGUGAGUUCCAUUAUUUCAACUACUAUUAUCCAGUACCAUGAUUUUGCUCGUGCUCUAUGUGAUAAUGGGGCGAGUAUAAAUUUUAUGCCACUUGCUAUCUACAAGCAAUCAGGUUUGGGGAUGCCAAGGCCGACUACUAUGAGAUUACAGAUGGCUGAUAGAUCUAUUAAGCGGCCGGUUGGCAUGGUUGAUGAUGUUCUUGUGCGGGUUGGUAAAUUUAUGUUGCCCACUGAUUUUGUGAUUCUUGACUGUGCUGUUGAUCGGGAUAUUCCUAUUAUUUUCGGGAGACCUUUCCUUGCUACGGGAAGAGCUCUUAUGGAUUCGGAAAAGAAUGAAAUAAAAUUUCGAGUCAAUGAUGAAGAAGUGACUUUUCACUCAACGAAAUUCAAGAUGGAAGAAGAAAGUUUAGGAGAAGCUCUUGCUACUAUUCUUGUCAAUUUUGAUGCUGAUGACAUAGAGGAUUAUGUGGAGACGGUUAAUUCGCUUGCUGGGUUGGGUUCAUAUUCUUACCACCCAAAGAAGCUUAAUCUUGAUCUGAAAAAUAGAACAACUCCUCCAGCAAAGCCAUCUAUCAUUGAGCCACCGAAGCUUGAGCUUAAGCAGCUCUCAUCACAUUUGAAAUAUGGGUUCCUUGGUCCAAAAAAUAUGUUACCAGUGAUUGUUUUAGUGUUACUGACUGAGGAGCAGAUCGAGAGGCUUGGGGAGAAAUUGUGUAAGUAUAGGUGUGCUAUUGGUUGGACCAUAGCAGACAUUCAGGGGAUUCCUUCUGGGAUCUGUGAGCAUAAAAUCCAGUUGGAGAAGGAUAGCAAGCCGAGUGUGGAACAUCAAAGGAGACUGAAUGAAAACAUGCAAGAAGUCGUAAAGAACAAAAUCAUCAAGUGGUUAGAUGCUAGAGUUGUUUACCCUAUUGGUGAUAGUAAAUAG